Molecule: messenger RNA, 2349 nt
Organism: Protopterus annectens (West African lungfish)
Lineage: Eukaryota; Metazoa; Chordata; Ceratodontiformes; Protopteridae
Product: G-protein coupled receptor 182-like
Exons: 2
Coding region: 423-1487 (354 amino acids)
Biological process (GO): G protein-coupled receptor signaling pathway
Cellular component (GO): membrane
Molecular function (GO): G protein-coupled receptor activity
Source: RefSeq, a predicted model, not a curated record
CUGUUUGGAAAAUGAGAAAAAAAUCUAGAUGACCAGUUUAUGUAAACUUUUCCUGGAUGCUAUACAUUUGUUAAAUUUCAUUAAAUUAGCCUGUUCAGGAACAAAAUAACAGAACCUCACGGGGAAGAAAUAACUCCAUCGUGCAGUUAGACAGUGAAUCUUUAAAAGAAAAUAAAUCAGGCAAAUAAACUGCACAAUUUUGCUUCACAAUCUUCAAUACAAAUGGUUUGUUGAGGAGGAAGGCAGCCACAUUAGUGUACCAGCGACGAGAGCUCAUUAGGAAUUAGCUGUAUUUGCGUGAAGAGCACAGGUAGCUACCACAGAAACCUGUCUGACCCUGCUCGUUGAAAGUGGUUACUAACUUCUGUGCAACAUAAAAAACUUAUUGUGCAGAUCUGUGGCUCUAAGCUGAAAUCAUUUCAAUGGAAGCAGAAGAACAUGACUACUAUCUUGACUAUACCGAUGUGCAGAACUUGACUUCAUUUUUUGCCUUUUUAAACUCCUCCUUCUCUACUUGUCAUGUGGAGUUUAAUGAGAAGCACAAGCUGGUUGUAUUGUUUCUUAUGUACCUCAUCAUUUUUGUGGUUGGCUUGACUGGGAAUGUCAUUGUUAUCUGGGUGAACUGGCAAUUGAGGAGCACGAAGAAAUUCAUCAGCCUCUACAUCCUGAACAUGGCAAUAGCAGACUUGGGCGUGGUGCUCACAGUGCCCAUAUGGAUGCUUGAGGUCAUCCUUGGGUAUACAUGGCUCUGGGGUGACUUCAUGUGUAAGCUAACACACUACUUUUAUUUUGCAAACAUGUAUAGCUCCAUAUUCUUUUUAACCUGCUUGAGCAUUGAUAGAUAUUUCUCACUGCGCCAUCCAGAAACACCAUGGCAUAAGCACCAGCACCAUAUACGUAUAUCCGUUUGUGCUGGUGUCUGGAUUUUGGCACUGGUGGCUCCCAUUCAUGAGGUGAUGCAUAUGACAGUGGUUGAAGCCAGUGAACCAAUGUGCUUUUUUCUGGCACCAUUUGAAUCUUAUAAAACCUGGGGACUAGCUGUUGUUCUGGUUGUUAGCAUUUUAGGAUUUGGUAUCCCAUUUCCAAUCAUUGUAAUUUUCAACAUCUUAACAGCCAUAAAUAUUUGCUCCUUGAGUAAAACAGAAAGACAGAGGCAUUGUGCUUUAAUUUCAGCUUACAUAGCAGUUUUUGUAAUAUGCUGGCUUCCUUUUCACAUUACAGUAAUUCUUUUUGCACUCCAUGGUACUCAUAUUACACUUAAUUGCUAUCUCCUACAUGGUUUAUACUUCUUUUAUGACAUCAUAGACUGCAUUUCCUUAAGCCACUGUGUAGCAAACCCUAUUCUAUAUAACUUUCUAAGCAAGAACUUCCAAAACAAGCUGAGAAAUGCAGUAGUGAUGUACCUUCCCAAACAGCAGGGGAACAAAGAUGGAGAAGCCUCUUCCAGCACCAGACACUCUGUAGUCAUUGUUAAUCAUGAGAACUGAGCUAUGACUUAUAAACUCUGAAUUAAAAACUGAAUAAGUAUUUUUGAAGUGGCUCCUCAGAAAUAACAUACUUAUGGAGGUAAGGUAUUUUACAAAUAUUUUAAAAUGGGCUUUAAUUUGUGUCAGCAAUUGUCACAGUUCCUCCUUUCAGAUAUGAGAGUCAGCAGUAACCAUUUUGAUAUACUUCAAUGACAUAGUGAGAAGAGACUGUAAAAGCAUUAUUCUUGGCUUAGGACUUCAUGUCAGCACAGUAUAGUGAGAUGUUAGCAGUCAUAAUAACAGAAAACAGCCUUCAAAUCUCCUACAACAACCUAAUUCCUUCUGCAACAGCACAAUGUGAAGUCACCAACAAGAUGACUGACUGAUGCAUAUAUGCAACGAAAAAGGAGAGAAAAUAAACUGAAGUACAACCUCUUUUCCUGUUGCUAUACAUCUAUGCAAGAGAACAUUAAAAACAAUAUUUUUGAGAUGGUGGGACAUCUUUGAAUUACACACACAGGGAUGAUGAUAUACAUGACUUCAACCUUGCAUUUCUUUUGAUGGUUCUGGGAUGCUUAUGAAAAAAAUAAAGUGAGAGACAUAGCUAGCAUUCUGGCAGCUCCAAAUCAUGAACGUGGCUUAUACUAGGUUGAUAAGUGUAUUCUAGGCUAAUGACCACCAGGGUCCUUAUAAACCUAGCGGUGCAACCCAGAUAUGAUGCACAAAUUUGAUUUAUACACACUAAAAAAACAAGUACUUCCUGGCACAAGUGUAUCAAAGAACCAAAUAACUGAAAAAAAAAACACUGGAAAAGCAGUGAGGCACAGUUCAAAAUGUAGUUUUUAGCAUAGCUAAAUCUUUAAUAGACACUAUUGUAUACAAA